AUGGAUAGCUCAUAUGGUAGUGUUGAAGAUCUGUCUUAUUCAAGCGUAAAGGACUAUAGUAACGCAACUAAUUCAAGAAACCCAGACAUCAGUAUAUCAGAUCAGCUUGCAGGCUUUGAUAAAUUGCGAAUAUCUGCAUUGACCAAAGCUGCUGAAAUAAGUCCGUUGGUGAAAGAAGCUACCAUUGGGCCUAGGAGUCCUAAUAGUAAACAAUGCCAUCCAAUAAAUAAACCUAUAAACAAACCAGAAGAAGUGAUAAACUUACUAGAAGACAAACUUGGUGAUGAUCUCAGAUACUUUAUACACAUUAAGAAAUAUAAAGCUAAAGUGCAAGAAUUAUCAGAAGAACUACUAAGAAACAUAACAGAAACUAUGAUUGCUAAUCAUACAAAAGCUAUGCAGGCUAAUAGACUAAAUUAUGAAUCUAAGCAUAAAUCAUUUGAAUUGAGGAUGAGAAAGAUGCAAAUAGAAAAGCUACAAGAGAGUGAUAACCUUUCACUUUUAGAACAAGCUAAGCUAGAUGAACAAAAGUAUAAAUCAAUCAGUAGAGAAAUAUCACAGAAUGUGAAUAAAAUAUUAGAGGAUCAAAAGAAAGCCUUUGAUAGGUUAGAGCAUGUCACCCAAAACUGGACAAAUAUAAUGAUAUGUUACAGUGAUAUAACAAAUAUAAUUGAAUCCGACGAACUCGCUAAAAAUAUAAGUACUAAAUAUAUGUCUUUAAUAAAUGAUAUUUUGAACAACAUUAAUAUUAUAGUAAACUGUUUAAAAACAGGUGAAAACACAGAAAAACAGGUACAACAAUCAGAUAUAUUAGCAGCAAAUAUAGAGAACAUUAAAACCAAAUUAAUUAGUGAUUUAACUAUUGCUAAACAAGAAGAAGAUGUAAAGAAACAAAAAGAGGAAGAAUUAAAAAUUAUGGAGCUAGAAAAAAAGAAAGCUGAAGAAGCAGAGCUAUUAAAGGAGCAGCAGAAAACUGUAAAGCCUAUUGAAAGACAAGGUCCACUGUUUUAUUCUGAAAGCAACUAUGCUUAUUAUUUGGGCCUUAAAAACUUCCUUACUGAUUAUGAAAAUAAGUACAAACAACUUCUAGAAGACAGUGCAAUGAAAAAAUUUAAAUUUGACUGCCAAAAGGCUGUUAACACUCCUAUUAACGCCUUAUCAUCUGUAAGUGGCAUCCACAUGAAAAAUACAUUAGAAAAAUUGGCUAAGUUGUUACGAGGAGACAGAGUGCAGAUAUCAGAUUCAUUUAUAAGUGCUUCCCAACAUCCCCAAGGAGUUUAUUAUUGUACUGCCUUAUUAGCUAAGAAAAUUGUAAGGCAAGGUGACCUAUUAGUUUCAUGUAAGCCAGAAGCGGCUUUCCCAUUAGCAGCAAUAGCAGUUGUUCUGUGGGUUGAAUUUCCAGAUUUUGGUAAACUUCUUGAAGCAUAUUUUCAGAACUAUUGUCCAUAUUUGGUACCGAUGUUGUUGCCUCAAAAAGAAGGUCAAACUGACAAAGAAUUUUAUUUGUCAAGAGGAUAUACAUACAAUGAUGAAGGGAUGGUAGAGAAGCAAGAUAAGUUUUUGAAAAGAAUGUCUGGUAUAUUCAGGCUACAAUGUGCCAUAUGGAUUUCAAAGACACCAUCCUUUAUAUCUGCACCUAAUCCCCACAGCUUAAAAUAUGGUUGGAAAUGGCUGGCUUCUUUUAUUAACCUUAGACCUGAACCAGACAUUAGUGCCACUUUGUUGCUUGAUUUUAUGGCUGUUUGUGGCUCUGAAUUUUAUAAAUAUUAUGGCAAGCAGUUUACAAAAAUUCUAAAGUUGAUAAGUACUGAUUAUUUGCAAAUAUUACAAAACAUUGAUGAAGGUGGACCCAAAACAAGAUUGGAGGUGUUUUUACAGAAUGUUCUAGAAAGUAAAACAAUACCACCACCAAGUGGGUUACUGCCUCGAAGCACUUGGUAG
Leptosia nina is the source of this 1941-nucleotide messenger RNA. The record is from the annotation of a GenBank genome assembly. NCBI's taxonomy places the organism in Eukaryota, Metazoa, Arthropoda, Insecta, Lepidoptera, Pieridae.